CUGGUCGGGCCUCGCCUAGCUAGUCGAUAUUCGCGUUGUAUAAUGUCAAUCAUAGCAAUAAUAGGAACUUUUUUUAUAGUACCGAAUCGAUUAGUCGUGGUUCGAGAGGAUCCCAUAUGUUCACGCGAGACACAAUUUGGUUUUCUCUCGGCACCUAGAAUUGGAGUGAUUGCGCCAUCAAAACCUAGACAUAAGCUAUGAGAAGCCUUCUGGGCCUGAGAACGCUGAGACAUGAUUGUCGACAAGGAAUAGAGUCUGGUAGAGUUAUCAAACUAUUGAAAAACCUAUUGCACUCCAAACCUUCUCCGGAAUAUUUUGUGGGUACAAACCACCCAGGGAGUUCAUGAGCUUCUUUUUUUAGGACUCCUGUCUUCUGGAUAAUCGAUAAAGAAAGGGGUGUUCAUCUUUCUGCAGAAUGUCCACAGUUCAGGGGGGGCCUGCUCGAAAUUGAAACCAGUGAUAGGUUGAUUGUCAAUCUCUCAACGGAAGGAUAUCAUCUGGCAUAAUCCCGUUGCAGCCAGGUAACCGAGAAGAAUCAAUCCUCAAAGAUUGCGCAGACUCUAUGGACGGGUUUGGAGAAAACAUAUUGGUGUGUUCACCCGUUCGCGCAACAUAAGGCGGUUAAUUGGGUUCAGGGCUCCACCGAUCAACAGGGGAAAGGUUCAAUGAUUCAUGGCAGUCUGCACUCUCGAUAUGCGCGUUCUACCCCGGGCGUAGACAGUUCGGACAGCCAUGGCUUCCAAGCCGCUACCCCGGUUUUCAAGUUGCGAGUCUCACGUCUCCUAAUCUCGUCCUUGAACCCCGAAGGUUCGUGGAGCAUGACGAGCAGAAUUAAAUGGGUGCUAUGUAUAAUAUAGAUUGGAAACCCCAUAUUCAGUGCCCGAGAUGAUGCGCACGCCGCACAGAGAAGCGCACGAACAGAAAGCGGUGCUAAGUCGGUGCCCGAGUCGCCGUUUCCCGCUCAUUGUUUCCCAUCAUCACAGGAAACCGGGUGAUCCGGUGGGGUUUUCUUGUUGAGGAUCGUCCAUCGCCGCGCGUCUACCAAGAGGGGUUCUUUCUGCUUUGGACGCAUUUUCUCGUUUGUACUUGUCGUGUUUAUAAUGUCUUCUCUCUAACGGUGACCAACAAAAAUGUAGAGAACAUGGCAAUGUAAUAGCGACGAUAACCGGAGCAGACCCCACUCAGACGCAUCGAGUUAGUUCGUGAAUUGUCUAAACGAGGCAACAUAUGGAAUUCCGCGAUAAUGGUGGUGUUAUGACCGAUAUUGACCAGCAUACGAUUACGAUAAGUCCCUCUACAUCGUCACCGGACCAUGAUUUUUCCUCGGGGCCUGCACGGAUGCUAUGAACUACUUCCAAUUCAGCGUCACUGCUAUUAUUAUGACGCUUCUCCAUCUUGGAUGGCGGUGCACUUAUGGGGAAAGGCUAUUUUAAGCAUGGUGGUGGGUCGGACUCGAGAUGCACGACGAAUCAGUCUUAUUGCCAUAUUGUCCAGUGCUUCCGUGCUUUUCCCGUCUCUCUCGGUCAUUGUGGCGUACAGGAGCUUGGGCAUGAGCUAAUAGUGGCUAUAUGAUGUCAGAUUCAGUGGAUAAGUCUGGAGUUGAGCUGGUCUUGAACAAGCUCACCGUCACAGGGCUGAAAGCUUUGAUAUUGAUGGAUAUGCAGAAGUGUGCAUUUAAUCGAUCAUCUGCCGACAUGAAGCACGUGCUCUUGGCUCACAGAGGAGAGGUCUAUGCGUCUGCUCCGUACAUUGGCUGACGCGUUCAAUUUCUCCUGUGAGGUAUCUUCGAUGCAAAAGUACUGGUCAUCCUCUGGACUAGUCAGACUGUUACUAGUCAUGCGAUUCAUCUGAGUAGACCAGGUCAUGAAAACUACUACUACUGCGUAUUGUAUACUGAUGUGAAGCGAUCGUGGAUGGUUCUUCGGAACCGGAUAGUGCGUCACUUAAUUUGGAAGCUAAUCAU
This is a messenger RNA of Aspergillus pseudonomiae, 1963 nucleotides long. RefSeq lists its product as uncharacterized. The coding region runs from base 1313 to 1558 and encodes 81 amino acids. The record is from RefSeq and is a predicted model, not a curated record. The transcript has a single exon. Lineage: Eukaryota; Fungi; Ascomycota; Eurotiomycetes; Eurotiales; Aspergillaceae.